AUGCAAUUCACAAACGAAGGAUCUCAUACAAGCUCACCAUCAAAGAUUCAGCAAAAAAGACGAAAAGUAUCGUUGGAUCCAACAAAUGUCAUAAACAAGUAUGAAACACCAGAUGGGAAGAUUUUAUAUGGUACUAAACGUGAAUUCAGGAACGCUCCACUUAACACCAACAACUCUUUGGGACUAACUGGCCACACUUAUAAAAAUGGCGUCGACGAUCAUUUACCAUCUGGUUAUUUCGUUAUGGACCAUGAACCUAUAUGGGAGCCUGUUCGUGAGCGAAGAAUGGAAGUAGAGGUAUUUUGUCGUUGGCAUAGCCUCCGCGUCCCAAGAACAAGGUCAGCAAAUCUUGUUGUAGGACGACAAGCCAAUGAUGCAAACGUAUUACAUAGACUACAGCGAGAAGUUAUACAGAUGAAGCGUAGACUUCACAGGUUACACGAGAUCCAGGCUGCAAAAAGACAUUGUAUUGGAAAAGAAUUUGAUGUUCAGCACAUUUUAGCAGAUCUCAAGCUUAUAUCCGACUCGGACCUUUCUGACUUUACUGAAUCAAGCGACGAUGACUUUCAAAGCUAUGUUGAUUCUCAGGGCAUUGGGACUAAACCAGGGAGUUUCAGGUGCAAUACGUCUGGUUUUGGGAAGCAAAAUCACUCGUUGAUUUCCAAGACAUUUGCACUGCAUUGUGCAAGAGACAAAGACAUAGAUGUCAGUGCAUCAGCUUUUGUUGAUGGCAUUGCUGACCAUUUAACAGAUAUAGAUGUUAAAGAAGGGGAGCCGAGGGAGCCAAGUGUCUCCACAAUGCUGAUGAAUUUUGCUAACGAAUUUGAUCCCUACGAAGCCUUGAGCACGCCUUUGUACCAAACAGCAACUUUCAAGCAGCCUUCAGCAACAGAGUAUGGCCCUUAUGAUUAUACAAGGAGUGGAAAUCCAACAAGAGAUGCUUUAGAAAGACUCUUGGCUAAGCUUGAUAAAGCAGAUCGAGCCUUGUGCUUUACAAGUGGAAUGGCUGCUUUGUCGGCUGUUACCCAUCUUGUUGGAACUGGUGAGGAGAUUGUUGCUGGAGAUGAUAUGUAUGGUGGUUCAGAUAGACUGUUGUCACAAGUAAUACCCAAGACAGGAGUUCUGGUUAAGCGAGUGGAUACAGCUAAUUUAGAUGAGGUUUCUUCUGCGAUCAGCCCUAUGACAAAGCUUGUCUGGAUGGAAAGUCCGACAAAUCCUCGUCAACAAAUUUCUGAUAUUCGCAAAAUAGCUGAGAUGGCUCAUGCAAAUGGUGCUCUUCUAUUGGUUGACAACAGCAUUAUGUCCCCUGUCUUAUCUCAACCCCUUGAACUUGGAGCAGAUAUUGUUAUGCACUCUGCAACAAAGUUUAUUGCGGGCCACAGUGAUCUAAUGGCUGGUGUACUAGCAAUUAAAGACGAAAGCUUAGCAAGGAGCUUGUAUUUUCUACAAAAUGCCGAAGGCUCAGGAUUGGCUCCAUUUGAUUGCUGGCUUUGUUUAAGAGGCAUCAAAACCAUGGCCUUGCGUGUGGAGAAGCAGCAGGAUAAUGCAGAAAAAAUAGCAGAGUUUCUCUCCUCCCACCCAAGGGUGAAGACGGUUAACUAUGCUGGUCUUCCUUCCCAUCCUGGACAUGCUCUGCACUAUUCUCAGGCGAGGGGUGCUGGUUCUGUUCUUAGCUUCCUUACAGGCUCACUGGCACUGUCUAAACAUGUAGCCGAGACAACCAAGUACUUCAGCAUAACUGUCAGUUUUGGAAGUGUCAAGUCUCUCAUCAGCUUGCCUUGCUUUAUGUCCCAUGCAAGCAUUCCUGCAGCAGUACGCGAAGCCAGGGGUUUAACUGAGGAUCUUGUUCGAAUUUCUGUUGGAAUUGAAGAUGUAAAUGAUUUGAUUGCUGAUCUAGACACUGCGCUGAGGACAGGUCCCGAGUAACUCAACUGCUGCAGGAUUCAGAGGGCCACCCCGGUUACCAUUGUACGAUAAUGUUGAUGAUGAACAAUUUCAGGGAUUUGCCUCGGCGGGGAAUUCAAUUUAACUCAAGACCUUCCUUGCUUAAUAUUAGCAUAUAUUGUUAGGCAUGAAACAUUUGAGAUCAAAGAUCGACAUUUUUCAUCAUGGCUCCAAACAAAGCAGCAAAAUUUCCUACCUCA
This is a messenger RNA of Coffea arabica (coffee), 2144 nucleotides long. The record is from RefSeq and is a predicted model, not a curated record. Lineage: Eukaryota; Viridiplantae; Streptophyta; Magnoliopsida; Gentianales; Rubiaceae.